This is a messenger RNA of Physella acuta, 4013 nucleotides long. Its product is annotated as membrane-bound transcription factor site-2 protease. Gene Ontology annotation, molecular function: metalloendopeptidase activity; protein binding. The record is from RefSeq and is a predicted model, not a curated record. Gene Ontology annotation, biological process: membrane protein intracellular domain proteolysis; regulation of response to endoplasmic reticulum stress. Gene Ontology annotation, cellular component: membrane; cytoplasm. NCBI's taxonomy places the organism in Eukaryota, Metazoa, Mollusca, Gastropoda, Physidae.
UAAAAAUAUAAACACGAGGAGAAAUGUUGGAAAACACCUCCACUCACACUGCUGUUUUAUUACUGACGUCGUUGACAACACCAUAUUCCAUUAUUAGAUCCAGAUAUAAUUGUUUUUUCAUUUGUAAGUGUCAGGGCUGUGGUAGGACUUGACAUGGGUAAAAGCAGUUAGGGAUAUGCCGGAUAGGUCCGCAACUACCAUAACUUUUGAUUUCAAAGGGACUACGCAUAAGAAGCGCCUGCCUCCCAGCCACUCCAAGGCCAUAGGCUAGCUGGUAGAAUAUGUGUAAUCGCUUGAGAUUCAAGUAAACAAUGCUUCAGACUACAUGGAUAGCUCUUGUACUGGGCCUCUGGUCAUCACUGUAUCUUAUUGAUGUCUUUCUCAAGGGGAAAAAAGCCGUAGCUCGACCAUACCUAAGUUUUUUAGACAAGACUGGGCUUAAUAUUUCAAUAUGUCAGCUGCGGUGGUACACCACAAUCUUCAACCGCGCUUUUCUACGCAUCGGCCAGUGGCGACCCAGUUUCCUUCGAGCCUGGUUUACCGUGGGAGUUUUCUUUUCCUUGUUGUCAAUGGUAGCCUCGGUGUUCCUGCUGUCUCUGCUGGUGCUCAACACUGUCAGACAAAAUCCUGUGGAACAACAAGUCCUUACACCAGUGAUGCCUGGAGUCAACCUGCCCAUGAGUCAGAUCUCAUACUACAUGUUGACUCUGCUAGUUUGUGGUAUCCUGCAUGAAGUGGGUCAUGCUCUGGCUGCUGUCAGAGAACAAGUUAGAGUGAAUGGCUUUGGACUUUUCCUGCUUCUCAUUUAUCCAGGAGCGUUUGUGGACCUGUCAACUGAGCACCUGCAGGCGGUGUCUCCCCUGCGCCAGCUGAGGAUCUACUGCGCUGGUGUCUGGCACAACCUUGUCAUUGCCCUGCUGGCUGGCCUGGUGCUGCUGGCUCUCCCCAGCCUGUUGCUGCCCUUCUACACCAUAGGAUCCUCAGUUGUGGUCACAGAGGUUGUGCCCAACUCGGCUGUGUCUGGUCCCCGGGGGUUGAGUGUGGGGGAAGCCGUGACAAGAAUAAACGACUGCCACAUCAAAAGUAUUGCAGACUGGUCAGCCUGUCUCACGUCUAGCAUGCAAGAAAAAUGGACUGGCCACUGCCUGCCACUGGAUCUUAUCAAGGAGAUGGACACCUCACCAUUGAAUGUGUUAUCUAACAAAAGCCACCACCAGUGGGAGGUGAUUGAUUGUUGUAACAGCACCAGCGCCACCCACCUGUGUUUUAUGUACCACACAAAGAAAAGUGCUGAGACUAAAUAUGCCUGCCUGCCUGCCCGCCACGCCACCGACCGUCCAAUGUGUCGGCUACAGAGUGACUGUUAUGUUCCAAAAAUAGAAGCUGCCUGUGUGUACCCUGCCGUGGACAAUGAAACAAAACUUCUGCGAGUCUUUCAUGGUCAGAGACCCCCACUCUUAUUCCUGGGUUACCCCCUAGAUCUGUAUUACUCUGUUUCCCUUAGCAACUAUGUACCAAAGGUGUCAUUCAUUCCACUCAAUCUCCCAUAUGUCAUUGAGACAUUUUGCAAAUAUAUCAUCUCUUUGUCUGGUGCACUUGUCAUACUGAAUGUUGUGCCCUGCUAUGCUCUAGAUGGUCAGUACAUCUGCCACGCCUUGAUUGAGCUGCUCCUGCGUCCAUCUGUCCCUGACCCUGAGAUCCGCAGCUUCAUCUAUGGCCUGGUUAUUCUCUUUGGGACAAUUUUAUUACUGGUCAAUGUUGUUUUAGCUAUGUGGACACUAUUUUUGUGACAUGAGAUGGUUGCUUGAUGCACCAGUUUCAAGUCAAUGUUGGCCUAGCUAUGUGGACCCUAAUUUUGUGGCACGAAGUUGCUUGAUGCACCAGUGUCAAGUCAGUGUUGGUCUAGCUAUGUGGACCCUAAUUUUGUGGCAUGAAUUUAUUGCACCAGUGUCAAGUCAGUGUUGGUCUAGCUAUGUGGACCCUAAUUUUGUGGCAUGAAGUUGCUUGUUGCAGUAGGUAUUGGUUUUUAAUCAAUAAAAUGGGAAAACAAAUGUUUUGUAUUAUUGGCCAAAAUAUAAGCGUGACCAUUAGUAUUCCUGGAUUUGUUGUUAUCAGUUGAGAAGUUGGUUGUCUUAUGUUUAUAAUUACAAGUGGAAAUUAGAUUAGUUAAUUGUACAUACUGUAUAGUUUACAAUUAAAAUGAAUCAGCUUUAUAAAUACAUUAAUUUAGAAGAAAAUAGGAAAGUAGAUCAAGUUCUCAUAUGAGGUUAAGUGUUUUUAUUUGUUUGCAAUAUGGCUGCCUUAGUUUUCCCAUUUCCUAGUCUUACAGAAGUUUUCUUUUUUUUUUUUAAAUUUUAAAUUCAAGUACUUUGUGAAGGUUUAAUUUUUUUAAACUCAGCUUUGAGAGUGUUAUUUUUUGUGAAUAAACACCAACGUCUUUAGGACCCUGGCUCAACAUGUACUGUAUAGCCUAAACAUCAGCAGUUUAAAAUUAUCAUCAAAAACUUUAUCACCUUGUUUAAUUAACAAUAAAAGAAAAAUAGCUUGACAAAACAUCAAUUUCCAUGGUUUGACAGCCAUCUUUAUUUGAGCUAGACAUUGUUGUGUAUAGAGGGCACAAGGAGUUCCAUUCCUGCCUGACUAAUGUUUACUUCUCUCCUUACUCUUUGGAUUUAUUGCCAGUGCACCUAUGCAGUGAAUGGAAUGUUUUUAAUUCUUACUUUUUAAAGUUCUAUUUACAUUUUAUUCAUGCUUUCCCAAACAUUUACAUUUUAUUGGAAGUAAACUGUCUUGAAGUUUUGAAUUUUAUAAAUACUGGUGUUUUUUUUUAAUUCCUCCUUAAUUAGUAUGUUAUUUUUUUAAUGUGAAAAAGUUUGCAAUGACUGAAUCAAUGACAUUGUAUCAUUGUCUUGAAGUUUUGAAUUUUAUAAAUACUGGUGUUUUUUUAAAAAUUCCUCCUUAAUUAGUAUGUUAUUUUUUUAAUGUGAAAAAGUUUGCAAUGACUGAAUCAAUGACAUUGUAUCAAAAACUAGGACUGAAGUUGUUAACUCUAGUUUUGUCAAGUCCCUUAACUCCUGGUGUUUUACAUACAGUCCCUAGUUUCCUGAUACAAAUAAAGUUGAACUGUGAUGUUGUGCUCAAAUAAUUAAAAUAUAACAUUCAAGGAGUGUUUGGGAAGAAAUACUUUGCUUGUUUAUCUUUUGUAGACUAAAACAGUUUAUUGCUGUUUGUCAUUGGUAGAAAUAUGUUCAUAAGACAAUUUCACGUUGAAAUAUUAUUGUCUUAAUAAUACAUUUUGAAAUAUGUUUAUAAUUUAUUUUAAUUUAAUGUCAACGUAAAAUCCAACGUUUCAUUUCUUUGGCUAUGUGGGUUACUUGUUAUUUAUUGACAAUUUUGGUGCUUGUUUUGUGUGACUGUUUCUAGGCAUGGUAGGACUUUAGCUACAUAAAUGUUGGCAUAGACUCUUCCUGCUUUAUAAAUUUCAGUUAGGUUUUGUGUGUACUGAGCAGUUUUGGUGAGAAAAAAAAAACAUGUAACAAUGCCCAGUAUCCACCAAUAUAAUGUGUUAGAUUUAAUUGUGACAAAUGACAUACUGUGGAAAAUAGUUAGGCGAGGAAGUUGUGGACUUGUAUAGAUCUUAAAUUAUACUUUUAAUAUUUAAUCAUUUUUUACCCACUGUGACAAUGAUUUUGGACUGACAAUUGUUUUGCUGUUAUACAAAUAAUUUUGUUUACAUGUGAGCAGUUUUGGUGGUGCCAGGUUUUUCAACAACUUGAAGUUAAAUAAGACUCCUGUACAAAUGGUAAUCCAUUUCUUUCUUUUUUUUUUUUUUUGUGUGUUGCUUACUUGAAAGUGAAAACUUGUCACUGAUUUCCUAUCCAAUACAAAGUUAACCACAAACAUGUCUUCUUACUAUCUAAUAAUUGAUUGCCUCUCUGGAAGACAAGUGAUUAUUGUCUAUCUGGGUGUUACAUGCAUACACAAUUUUAUAUAUAUUGAAAUGUUAAUACAUA